UCUCGAUCAUUGAUAAUGGAGGUUUCCGCCUUAAUAAGCUCCCAGUCAAGUGCAGGAUUUUUCUCUAAUCAUCAUGUAAACCCUAAUCUUUUCUCUCUCAAAACAACCAUCUCAUUUACUCCAUCAUUCAGAUGGCCGAUUAGAUCUUCAACCUCCCUAACACUAAGAGCUUAUUCCCGAUCCGAAUCUCUUCCAUCUCACAGAAUCAUCGCCGAUUCAUCUACACGAUCUUCUCAUGUUAAUGGAAAAACUGAAUUAUACGUUGGCUUACCUAUUGAUGCGAUUUCCGAAUGUAAUGCUGUUAAUCAUGAACGAGCAAUUGUAGUUGGAUUGAAAGCUUUGAAAUUGUUAGGAGUUGAUGGUGUUGAGGUUUCAGUAUGGUGGGGUGUUGUAGAGAAGAACUCCAUUGGGGAAUAUGAUUGGUCUGGUUAUCUUGCUUUAGCGAAUAUGGUAGAUGAGAUAGGUCUUAAACUACGUAUCUCCAUUUGCUUCCAUGCAUCGGAUAAACCGAGAAUUGACCUUCCUGAUUGGGUUUCGCGAAUUGGCGAAUUACAACCAGAUAUCUUCUUUACGGAUAGGGCAGGCGAUCGAUAUAGAAAUUGUCUAUCGUUGGCGGUUGAUCAGUCGCCUGUUCUUCAUGGGAAGACUCCGGUUCAAGUUUAUAAGGAUUUUUGUGAGAGCUUUAAGUGUUCCUUUAAUCAUCUCCUUGGUUCAACUAUCACGGGUAUAUCCAUUGGGCUUGGACCAAAUGGGGAGCUUUGUUACCCUUCUCAGCGAAAACUAUCCAACAAUGUCGGAGUUGGGGAAUUUCAAUGUUACGAUAAAAACAUGUUGAAUAAUCUUAAACAACAUGCUGAAGCUUCUGGGAACCCUUUCUGGGGGCUUUCAGGUCCACAUGAUGCCCCAAGCUAUGACCAAUCUCCGAAUUCUGGAAACUUCUUCAAUGAUGACAAUGGAUCGUGGAAUGCUCCGUAUGGACAAUUCUUCCUAUCAUGGUACUCGAGCCAACUUAUGGCUCACGGAGACAGAAUCCUCUCCCUUGCUGCCUCUACUUUCAAAGACUCGAAUGUAGAGGUUUAUGGGAAAAUUCCAUUACUACCCUCGUGGUACAAAACACAAUCUCGUCCAUCUGAAUUAACUGCCGGAUUUUAUAACAUUGUUAAUAGAGAUGGAUACGACGAGAUUGCCAGAAUCUUUGCGCAAAACUCUUGCAAAAUGAUCUUACCCGGAAUGGACUUGUCCAAUGAAGCUCUUUCAAGCCCGGAGCUGUUAACAGCUCAAAUCAUGGAAGCUUGUGAGAGACACGGAGUUGAAUUGUCGGGUGAGAAUUCGUUGGUUUCAGGAGCAGCUCCUAGUGGUCGGUUAGAGCGAAUUGAGGAGAAUAUGGCUAAGAAAGGGUUGAUGAGUUCAUUUACUUAUCAAAGAAUGGGAGCUUAUUUCUUCUCACCUGAUCAUUUUCCUUCGUUUACUCAGUUUGUUCGAAGAGUUAAUCAAACCGCCCUGCAUUCUGACGAUGCCCCGAGCAAGAAAUUGGUUGGUGGUCGUAAUCUUGUAAGGUCAGAUAGUGGCAAAGAUCUUGAGAUGCAAGGAUCUUUAAUAUGAUUAAACCUUAUUCUUGUAUUCAUGCACAUAUAUGAUAAUAUAUUGUUAAUGU
Impatiens glandulifera is the source of this 1654-nucleotide messenger RNA. RefSeq names its product inactive beta-amylase 9. NCBI's taxonomy places the organism in Eukaryota, Viridiplantae, Streptophyta, Magnoliopsida, Ericales, Balsaminaceae. The record is from RefSeq and is a predicted model, not a curated record. The transcript is spliced from 3 exons. Gene Ontology annotation, molecular function: beta-amylase activity. Gene Ontology annotation, biological process: polysaccharide catabolic process. Bases 16 to 1602 code for a protein of 528 amino acids.